Molecule: messenger RNA, 1782 nt
Organism: Auanema sp. JU1783
Lineage: Eukaryota; Metazoa; Nematoda; Chromadorea; Rhabditida; Rhabditidae
Source: the annotation of a GenBank genome assembly
AUGUCAAGUAAACAUUUACGUCGACUACUAGAGGAUCGUGAAAAAGAUACUGGUUCCAAGAGCGAUGAAGAAGAGGAGGUAGAAGAUGUUCCACAAGAACCACCCAGACUAAACAGAUUUGCUCUGAUGUGUGACGACGACGAAGAGGAAAGUGAAAGUGAAGAAGAGGAGUCGGAAGAAGAACAGAGUGAGACAUCGAGCAAGAAAACUCCGAAUGUUACCUCAAAAGACAAGAGUGUGGGCAAAAAGAAGAACAAGAAGAAGAAAAAAGGCAAACAGAAGAAAGCUUCCACUUCUCACAAACAGGACUAUUAUGAGAAUGAUAUGCUAACGGUAGAGGAAGUUGGACCUGAUCACCGUUCUUCUGUAUUCCCCGUAGUGACUGUGAAGGAACUCUUCAAAGUUGAUCCCAAGUUAUUUGAUCCCACAGCUGAAUUGAAAAAAGCUCUUGGCAAAGCUUUCAAGGAGAACGCCAAUGUAGGAAACAGUCAUCGCAACAACAAAUCCAGUGGUAGAAUUGUCAAAUAUAAAAAUUCCUGGCCACCAAUGCGCAGUACAGGUCUCUCCAUGAGUAUUGAGAAAGUAGAAGGAGAUGUUACCUGGUUUAAAUUCGAACAUUCCCCUCGUUAUCAAGGAUACGAAAUUUCUGUCAGUAAUGCCGAGGAUCGUAUGGACCUAGAAAUGAUUCAUAACGUUCUUCGUGAAGGAUAUUAUCAUUUGAAUUCUCUUUUACUCUUUGCCAAUUCCACCAGGAUGCAGGAAGAUGUGACAAUUUCCGCUGACAUAAUUGAACAAGGAGUCUACUUUGCCGAACAAUCUUUACAUUCCCAAUGUAGAAUCACAUCCUGGGAGCAUCGUCUAAACUAUCGCAUUUAUGAAAACAGAGCUUUUUACCUUCUUCUCCACAGGUUCAUGUUGAACUGCGUGGACAAGAGAUGUUUUGAAACUGCAUUGAAUAUCGCUAAAUUAAUUUUCACCAUGGAUCCUCAAGGUGAUCCUCUGGCUGUAAUCUUGAGCAUUGACAGUAUUGCCCUUAAAUGUCGUCGACAUUCAUGGCUUGAGUCUGUUCUCGAAACUUGUGCGGGAUGGAAAAGACUGGAUUUGUUACCCAACUUCCUGUACUCUCAGGCACUAAUUCAUUUCCUGGAUGCAGUUACUGAAGAAGAUAAAAUCAAAGCUGACACAUUGCUACAAAAAGCUCUCUGUUGUUUCCCAGGAGUGGUUGCGAGCUUGGUAGAAGAACUACAGAUCGAAACGGACGAAGUUGUAAGCUCCAACAAAUAUUUCAAUCUUUACGCAUUCAACAAGGAGCGGGAAGGUCUUCAGUUAGUGAUAAAGAUUUAUGUUAAACAAGCUGGUGAACUCUGGAAGGCACCAGAUGUUUUAGAAUGGCUUGAGAGAAACACGAAGUUCGUCAUCGAUGAUGAGAAGAGUCAAGCUGUGUUGGAAGAUUGGAUCAUAAAGAGGAAUGCUUUAUAUAUUGGAAUGCCUCAGAAUAUCAAACGAUUGGCUAUUUUGUUAGGAAUCCUAAGUUCUGAUAGGGCGAUAACGGAUCCUGAACCUCCUGUGGAAGGAAUUUCGAGUUAUCCCAAAAUGCAUAAGUCACCUAAUAAAGAAGGCUUGCUUCAAUCGUUCUUCUCAUCGCUGUUUCCUGGUGGUUUCCAACAGGGUGGUGCGUUGGCUGAAACAGUACGAGAUUUGUUCCGAAACUUGUCAUUAAACAACGGGGAUGGGGGUGACAAUAUACCAAUCGAUCGACUCAAUAUCGAUCAAACUGAUUAG